This is a messenger RNA of Malurus melanocephalus (red-backed fairy wren), 1480 nucleotides long. RefSeq names its product cystathionine gamma-lyase (gene CTH). Lineage: Eukaryota; Metazoa; Chordata; Aves; Passeriformes; Maluridae. Gene Ontology annotation, biological process: transsulfuration. Gene Ontology annotation, cellular component: cytoplasm. The transcript is spliced from 4 exons. Gene Ontology annotation, molecular function: cystathionine gamma-lyase activity; pyridoxal phosphate binding. The record is from RefSeq and is a predicted model, not a curated record. Bases 642 to 1424 code for a protein of 260 amino acids.
CGUGUGAAAGCCGGGGGAAGGGGGGCAGGGAGCACCCGGUGCCCGCGGGCUCGCAGGGAUGCUGCUCCAGGGCUGCCCGGACCUGGGAAUGUGGGAGGCUCUCCCUGCCCUUCUGCCCUCUGGGGCAAUGGGACACAUGCAUGGGAUCUUUUUUCCUCAUUGAAUUUUCCCUGAAUUUGCAUUAAAGCUGCAUCUGGUGUUGCCAGAGGAAUGUUUGGGCUUUCAAAAACUCAGGGGGAGGAGUUGUCCAGUGCCCUGUGGCACCUCUUUAAUAGGGUAUGAUGGAGAUGGACACACAUUUUCCGUAACAAUUUCCUCCAGGCAGACUAUGGAGUCUCCCUCAUUGAAGAUGUUUCUGUACUGUCUUGUCACGAUCCUGUGCUCUGGGAUGGCCGUGCUGAGCAGGGAGCUGGGACCAGGGGACCCCCAUGGUCCCUUCCAGCCUGACCCAUCUGGGAUUCUGAGGAUGACUGGACUGUGCAGCCCAGGACCUUUUCUCCCACAGAGACCACAGAUGGAAGUGCAGGGAAAAUCAGGAGAAUGUGGCUCCUUGCCCCAGUGCAGCCCAGACCCUUUUCUCCGGUGGGGAUGCCCAGCUGGAUGUUGUGCCAGGGCACCCUCCUGCUCUCUGGGAGGAGCUGAUGCCCUCAGCCAGGGCUCUGGUAUUGUCCCAAACUUUCCCAGUGCUCUCUCUGAUGUAUUUCCUAUUCCCAUACCAGCCUUUUUACUACAGCCGCUCUGGGAACCCAAACCGGCAAGUCCUGGAAGAACUUGUGGCUACCCUCAGUGGAACCAAAUACUCCUUGGCUUACUCCUCUGGUAUGGGAGCAAUUCUGAACAUCUGUCGCCUGCUGAAGGCGGGGGACAAAAUUAUCUGCACAAUUCAUGUCUAUGCAGGUGGGUACAGCACCCUGUGGUUUCAGUCUUCGUUGUUCAAGGGAUUAAACCUGUCUGGUUCUCAGAACUCUGAAUUUCCCAUAUUGGGCUCAUUAAUUGGCUCCCCAAUGUGGGAGAUGAGGAACAGAGAUUGCCUUGGGUGUCUUCCCACAUGUUCUAACUUUAUAAAUGCCAGGGCUGAGGAUGUGUUUGGCUUUGCUGAAUGCAAAGCUCCAACAUUUCUGUGGAAUUCUGCUCCCAUAGGCUUGGGAGCUGUGCCCUCCCCCUUUGACUGUUACAUGUGCACCCGCGGGAUCAAGACUCUGCCCAUCCGGAUGAAGCUGCACUUCCACAAUGCCCUGGCUGUGGCUGAAUACCUGGAAACUCAUCCCAGGGUGGAGAAGGUCAUUUACCCAGRGCUGCCUUCCCACCCCCAGCACAAGGUGUUCAAGAAGCAGAGUACAGGCUGUCCUGGGGUUGUCAGCUUCUACAUCAAAGGGAAUCAAGAAAAUGCCUUUGCCUUCCUCAAGAAACUGGAGGUAAAAUAAAGGCAAUAAAAUCAUCCUCAGAGGGAGCUGGAACUGCCCUGCUGAGGGGAGGGUGG